Molecule: messenger RNA, 1056 nt
Organism: Perca fluviatilis (European perch)
Lineage: Eukaryota; Metazoa; Chordata; Actinopteri; Perciformes; Percidae
Gene: tmem88a
Product: transmembrane protein 88 a
Exons: 3
Coding region: 222-812 (196 amino acids)
Cellular component (GO): plasma membrane
Molecular function (GO): PDZ domain binding
Source: RefSeq, a predicted model, not a curated record
UUUUUUUUUUAGUUGUAGAAUCUUGACUCGGAUACCACUCUCGGGAUCUGGAUUUUCAAACAGAGAAGACAUACGUAUAUCAGGAGGAAAUUCUUGAAAUCUCUUUGUCUCUGACUCCUCACCGCUCUCCAGGUCUUUCAGAGUCCCAGCAUCUGCUGCCACCAUCAAGCUGAAGGAGGACACAUCAUCAGGUUUACCACACACAUAGACCACAAGGAAAUAUGAGUCUGUCACGGACCGGGACACUGGAGAAGACGGAGCAGGCCCUCUCUGACCCAGGCUCCCCCUCCAGAGUGGGGUCAGGGGUCGUGGUGCCGCCUCCAUACUCUCUGGGCGGGAGCGAAGCCGCUGAACCCCCCCUGGAGUUAAGAGACUCUCUGGACUGCUGGGCAUGCUCUGUGCUGGUCACUGCACAGAAUCUGAUCAUAGCACUGAUCAAUGGCGGGCUGGCCAGCAUCAUAUUUGGCACCAUCCUCACCCCUGCUCUUGUCAUGAUCAUAUUCGGCUUCCUCUGCCACUCCGCGGUGCAGCCCCAUGGAACAUCUCUGUAUUGCUCAGACGUGCUGGAUGACGGCGGCUGCGUGGCUCUUCUGGUUGUGGGCUUUCUGUUGCUCACCCCUCUGCUGGUCCUCGCACUCGCCGCCUACUGUCGCCUGGCCCGACACCUCCAGCUGGGAAUGUGUUUCAUUCCCUACAGCCGCGCCGUCUACAAGAACCUGCCCCCCUCACGCCACCGGAGGGCUGAUGCUGGAGGCUGCUGUGGCCAACAGGGGGCUUCAGAGAGGGAGGGGAAGGGUAGCGUGUGGGUGUAAGAGAGGAGAAGAGAGGAUUGUAUAUGGUUGUAAUAUGUAUCCCUGUUUAAUGAUGAGAGUUUGAGUCUGGCUCUUUCUUUAUUUUUUGAAGCCAAUUGCCACUGUCUUUCUAUUUCUAAAGCCAUUGUAAAAUAGCCAUCAUAUUUCAUCAUAUUUCAUCAUUUAUAGUCAAUAUUGCUUUUUCUAUGCAUUUCCAAUGCAUUGAAUGUAUUUUAUACCUUUUUACAAUAAAGCGUAAAUCGAC